AGACACCAUGUCAAGGGGAAAGGAGAUUGUGUCCAUUGCCCUGGUUCUGAUAGGAUGGAUCACUGCUGUUGUUGCCUGUGUUCUGCCUAUGUGGAAGGUCUCAGCUGUGACUGAAGCUGGUACUGGCAGAGCCCAAACCAUCUGGGAAGGCCUCUGGAUGAGCUGUGUUACGAAGAGCGCUGAGAAGAUGCAAUGUACGGCCUACAAUUCCACACAGGCCAUAACUUCAGACCUGCAGGCAGCCCGAGACAUGACUGCCAUCGCCAUCAUCACAGCUCUGCUGCCUUUGACACUCUCCUUUAUGGGUGCAAAGUGCACCAACUGCAUUAAGGACAAAGCAUUACAGGCAAAAGUUAUGAUUAUCUCUGGGGUCUUUUUCAUUAUUGCUGGUUGCCUGGUGAUCAUCCCUGCGUCCUGGAUAAAGAACAGCAUCGUCCAGGAAAAAACGCCUAGAGGCUCCUACAAUCCCUCAGAGAACACGGCUGAGCGCAGUGAACUUGGAGCAGCACUCUACACUGGCUUUGCAGCUGCUGCUCUGCUCAUCAUUGGAGGAGUCCUGCAAUGCUGCACCUGCCUCACACGGGAGAGAAAUACAGGGCUGGGUCUAGAGCACGAGAGGAGGGAGGCCAACCACGCACAACCUGUGCACACAGUGCAGGAAGCUCAGGGCAGCUGA
Molecule: messenger RNA, 676 nt
Organism: Colossoma macropomum (tambaqui)
Lineage: Eukaryota; Metazoa; Chordata; Actinopteri; Characiformes; Serrasalmidae
Product: claudin-4-like
Exons: 3
Coding region: 8-676 (222 amino acids)
Biological process (GO): cell adhesion; bicellular tight junction assembly
Cellular component (GO): plasma membrane; bicellular tight junction
Molecular function (GO): structural molecule activity
Source: RefSeq, a predicted model, not a curated record